Molecule: messenger RNA, 3093 nt
Organism: Polypterus senegalus (gray bichir)
Lineage: Eukaryota; Metazoa; Chordata; Cladistia; Polypteriformes; Polypteridae
Product: extracellular calcium-sensing receptor-like
Biological process (GO): G protein-coupled receptor signaling pathway
Cellular component (GO): membrane
Molecular function (GO): G protein-coupled receptor activity
Source: RefSeq, a predicted model, not a curated record
GAUACUCCGCUUCUUUCAAAAACCGGUGACUUUAUACUUGGAGGAAUUUUUACAUUUCAUAGUAACAUUGAAUACUCUAAAGCCACCUUUACAUCUAUGCCGCAAGCACUGAGCUGCAAAGAUUUAAAUUACAGAGAAUAUCAGUUUGCUGAAGCCAUGAUCUUUGCAGUUGAAGAAAUAAACGACAGAACAGAUAUUUUGCCAAAUGUAAUUUUGGGUUAUAAGAUAUAUGAUGCUUGUGGUUCUGUUUCUUUGGCAAUCAAAGUUGCAAUGGCACUAAUGAGUGGAGCAGGAGAAGCAGAAUCAUCAACUCUGCCGUGUUCUCAACAGUCUAGCAUUCAUGCAAUCAUAGGACAGUCUGGCUCUUCUCCAACUAUUGGGAUUGCAACAGUUGUUGGUCAGUUUAACAUACCAGUGAUCAGUCAUUUUGCUACUUGUGCUUGUCUCAGCAACAGAAGAAAAUUUCCCACUUUUUUUAGGACAAUACCAAGUGAUUAUUAUCAAAGCAGAGCACUGGCACAACUUGUCAAGCACUUUGGAUGGACCUGGGUGGGAACAAUACGAAGUGACAAUGACUAUGGCAAUUCUGGCAUGGCUACUUUUAUCCAAGCAGCCCAGCUGGAAGGUAUCUGCAUUGAAUAUUCAGAGGCAAUAUACCGGACCAAUCCAAGAGAAAAAUUUCUGAAAACAGUUGAAAUAAUUAAAAUGGCAUCUUCAAAAAUUGUUGUUGCUUUUACAUCUGCUAUAGAUAUGGAAUUUUUACUAAAGGAACUGGUACUUCAGAAUGUUAUCGGUUUACAGUGGGUAGGCAGUGAAUCUUGGGUUUCUGCCAUAAACCUAGCAAAUAAAGAAACAUAUGGCAUUCUUAAAGGGUCGAUUGGUUUUUCAAUUGCUAAUGCAGAAAUACCAGGGCUAAAAGAAUUUUUAAUGAAAGUUAAGCCAACAUCUACUCUAGGUAAUGAUGGUUUAGUAGAAUUUUGGGAGAAUAUUUUUGACUGUACUUUUAAUAAUUCAAAUUCUAAGAUGUGCACAGGAAAAGAGAAUCUGCAUGAAAUAAGCAAUUUGUACACUGAUAUCACUGAAUUAAGAAUAACAUAUAAUGUUUACAAAGCAGUAUAUGCAGUAGCAUAUGCACUCCAUGAUGUCUUUACAUGCCUCAAUAACCAGGGAGCUUGUUUGGAUAUCCAAAGAGAUACACAGCCACAGCAGGUACUAAAAUACUUAAAAGAGGUUAAUUUCACCAUGAAAAAUGGAGAUGGUAUCAAUUUUGACAUUAAUGGAGAUCCACCUGCAAGAUAUGAACUAGUGAAUUGGCAGCUUAGCGUACAUGGAAUCAUAGAUUUUGUGACUGUUGGAUUAUAUGAUGCAUCAUUACCAAAUGGAAAGCAGUUUAUAAUGAAUAACAGCAUUGUGUGGGCUAGUGAUGAUAAGAUUCCAAAAUCUGUAUGCAGUGAAAGCUGCCCUACUGGCACACGGAAGGCUAUACAGAAAGGCAAACCAGCAUGCUGCUUUGAUUGCAUACCUUGUGCAGAGGGAGAAAUUAGCAACAUUACAGAUUCAAUUCACUGCUUGAAGUGUCCUUUGGAUUACAAGACCAAUGAACAAAAGGACCAGUGCAUUAUGAAGGACACAGAAUUUUUAUCUUAUGAAGAAAUCAUGGGGAAAAUUUUAAUAAUAUUUUCUUUGCUGGGUGUUUUCUUAACAUUAGCAAUAAUUGCUAUAUUUUUCAAGUUCAGAGAUACUCCUAUUGUAAAGGCUAAUAAUUCUGAACUAAGUUUUCUUCUUCUUUUUUCAUUGACGCUGUGUUUUCUGUGCUCACUUACAUUUAUUGGGGAGCCCACUGAGUGGUCCUGCAUGUUACGACACACAGCCUUUGGGAUCACAUUUGUCCUGUGCAUUUCAUGUGUUCUGGGAAAAACAAUAGUUGUACUGAUGGCAUUCAGAGCGACAAGGCCAGGAAGUAAUAUAAUGAAAUACUUUGGACCAACACAACAGCGUAUCAGUGUUCUAAUUUUCACUCUUAUUCAGGCAAUAAUCUGUAUUAUAUGGUUAGCAGAAUCUCCUCCUUUUCCAAAGAAAAAUAUGAAAUCUAAUAAGGAAAGAAUUAUUUUAGAGUGUGACAUUGGGUCAAUAAUUGCAUUUUAUGUUGUGCUUGGAUAUAUUGGCCUGUUAUCAGUCCUGUGCUUUGUUUUGGCUUUUCUUGCCCGGAAAUUACCAGACAAGUUUAAUGAGGCAAAAUUCAUCACAUUCAGUAUGCUUGUAUUUUGUGCUGUUUGGAUCACGUUUAUUCCCUCUUAUAUCAGCUCUCGAAAGUAUACAGUAGCAGUAGAGGUAUUUACUAUUCUGGCAUCAAGUUUUGGUUUACUUCUCUGUAUUUUUGCUCCAAAAUGUUAUCUCAUACUGUUAAAGCCACGUAAAAAUUCAAAAAAAUAUUUAAUGGGUAAACAGCCAAGCAAUAAUGGGAGGCAAGGAGAGCUAGCAAAUGACCAAGCAAGCUUAAAUUAUAGAGGAUAUCAGUUUGCUGAAGCAAUGAUCUUUGCAAUUGAGGAAAUAAACAACAGAACAGAUAUUUUGCCUAAUGUGUCACUAGGAUAUAAGAUAUAUGAUGCUUGUGGUACUGUUUCUUUGGCAAUCAAAGCUGCAAUGGCACUAAUAAGUGGAGAUGGAGAAGCAGAGUCAUCAACGUUGUCAUGUCCUCAACAGUCUAGCAUUCAUGCGAUCAUAGGGGAGUCUGCAUCUUCCCCAACUAUUGGUAUUUCUACGCUUGUUGGCCAAUUUAAUAUUCCAGUGGCACUGCAAUACUUGCAGAAGGUUAAUUUCAGUGUAAAUAAUGGUGAAUAUGUAAAUUUUGACAUUAAUGGAGAUCCUCCUGCAAGAUAUGAAUUGGUGAAUUGGCAGCUUAGCGUAAAUGGAAUCAUAGAGUUUGUGACAAUUGGAUUUUAUGAUGCAUCUUCACCGGAAGGAAAAUUCCAAAAUCGGUAUGCAGUGAAAGCUGUCAUCCUGGUACCACGUAAAGCUACGCUUAAAGAGGGAAACCAGUCUGUUGUUUUGAUUGUCUUCCAUGUGCAGAAGGAGAAAUUAGCAAUAUCACAG